Rhagoletis zephyria (snowberry fruit fly) is the source of this 1581-nucleotide messenger RNA. NCBI's taxonomy places the organism in Eukaryota, Metazoa, Arthropoda, Insecta, Diptera, Tephritidae. The record is from RefSeq and is a predicted model, not a curated record.
AUGCUCACCAUUUACACGGUCACUAGGGACCACCACCACAAACAGAAGCAGCAGCUCUACUACCCGUCAGCUGAGCAGUCAUCGCCCAUGUUUGAAAUGGACAGUUUACUGCUGGUCCACAGCUCAUCAUCAGAGUCGGCCGCCUUCCUCUCGCGGACACUGCUGCAAGCAGCGGGGAUUAACGGCACAGUUGCCGAUAUUUCAGCAAUCGCAGCUGCGAACCACAACAACAACAGCAGCAACAAAGAGGCCAAAAGUAAGGAGGAGACAUCGAAUAACAACUUUCCGGAUGACCUCUUCACGCCGGAGCAACGCCGCCACGGGGCGAUCAUCUUCCACAUCAUCGGCCUCAUCUACAUGUUUGUCGCGUUGGCCAUCGUCUGUGAUGAGUUCUUCAUUCCUGCCCUUGACGUGAUCACCGAGAAGCUGGCCAUCAGCGAGGACGUCGCUGGGGCGACCUUUAUGGCUGCCGGUGGUUCUGCUCCAGAGCUCUUCACCUCGGUGAUCGGCGUCUUCAUUAGCCACGACAAUGUGGGCAUCGGCACCAUCGUCGGCUCUGCCGUCUUCAACAUUCUCUUCGUCCUCUCGAUGUGCGCUAUCUUCUCCAAGAGCGUUCUCGAGCUCACCUGGUGGCCGCUCUUUCGUGACGUCUCCUUCUACUCGCUCAUUCUCAUCACGCUGGUGCUCUGCUUCAUGGACUCCUGGAUCACCUGGUACGAGGCGCUCAUUCUGCUCAUCUGGUACGGCGCCUACGUGACGUUCAUGAAGUUCAACGAGGUGGCGGAGAAGUUUGUCAAGCGGCUUUUUGGCGGCGCCAGAGUGGACAAGGUCGAGGGGGAGACUGGUGCUGGUGGUGAUGGUGAAGCAGCUGGUCCUGGUGGCAUCACCAAGGCUGACAGUGUCCAAGGUCCGCCGCCCAACUAUCAGCAACAGCCUUAUUUUUUGCAGGAGGAGCCCACCCCAGAGCCGUUGGACGUCUCUUGGCCAACCACCAAUCGAAAACGGCUCACCUACCUCCUCCUAGCGCCCAUCAUCUUUCCCCUCUGGCUGACGGUGCCCGAUGUCCGCCGACCGGAGAAGAAAAAAUGGUUCGCCUUUUCCUUUCUCGGUUCCAUUCUCUGGAUUGCCAUCUACUCUUAUCUGAUGGUCUGGUGGGCGACACUGGUGGGCGACACCUUUGGCAUGCCCGCGGAGGUCAUGGGUCUCACCUUUCUGGCUGCCGGCACCUCCAUUCCUGAUCUGAUCACCUCAGUUCUGGUGGCUCGCAAGGGCCUCGGCGACAUGGCCGUCUCUAGCUCUAUUGGCAGCAACAUCUUUGACGUGGCCGUUGGACUUCCUCUGCCCUGGUUCAUGUACACUUGCGUCUUUGGCGACGUGAGCGUCAUCUCCGAAGGCAUGAUCUGCUCGAUCAUCCUCCUCUUUCUCAUGCUGCUCUUCGUCAUCCUCACCAUUGCCGCCUUCAACUGGCGCCUGAACAUCGGCAUGGCCAUGGUCAUGUUCAUCCUCUACUUCUUCUUCAUCGCCAUCUCCCUCCUUCUUGAGAAGAAGAUCAUCAACUGUACGGCUCUGACUGGCCUCUAA